Molecule: messenger RNA, 4919 nt
Organism: Saimiri boliviensis boliviensis (Bolivian squirrel monkey)
Lineage: Eukaryota; Metazoa; Chordata; Mammalia; Primates; Cebidae
Gene: AGFG2
Product: ArfGAP with FG repeats 2
Biological process (GO): intermediate filament organization; acrosome assembly; spermatid nucleus differentiation
Cellular component (GO): cytoplasmic vesicle; cytoplasm; membrane
Molecular function (GO): GTPase activator activity
Source: RefSeq, a predicted model, not a curated record
CAGGACGGGCAAGGAGCGUCGGGGGCGGUGUAGUCUCCCGCGGACGCCGCCCGCUCCCUAGCUUCAGUCAAAGGAGCUGGGCGUGCGGAGGUGGCUGAGGAGGCGGGAAGGCGGCAGUGGUUGAAGGGGGCGAUUGCUAACUAGCGGGGAGGGAGUGGGCAGGGAUGGUAAUGGCGACGAAGAAGGGCCCGGGCCCGGGCGGCGGGGUCAGCGGGGGCAAGGCGGAGGCGGAGGCGGCCUCGGAGGUGUGGUGCCGUCGGGUGCGGGAGCUGGGCGGCUGCAGUCAGGCCGGGAACCGCCACUGCUUUGAGUGCGCCCAGCGCGGGGUCACCUACGUGGAUAUCACUGUGGGCAGCUUCGUGUGCACCACCUGCUCCGGCCUCCUGAGAGGGCUGAACCCCCCUCAUCGUGUCAAGUCAAUCUCCAUGACAACUUUCACUGAGCCUGAAGUAGUUUUCCUACAAUCCCGUGGAAAUGAGGUUUGCCGGAAGAUUUGGCUAGGUCUGUUUGAUGCUCGGACAUCUUUAGUACCAGAUUCCAGGGAUCCUCAGAAAGUAAAGGAGUUUCUCCAGGAAAAAUAUGAGAAGAAGAGAUGGUAUGUCCCCCCAGACCAAGUCAAGGGGCCCGCUUACACCAAAGGCAGUGCUUCCACCCCUGUGCAGGGCUCCAUUCCAGAAGGGAAGCCCCUUCGGACACUUCUGGGUGAUCCUGCACCAUCUCUCUCAGCUGCUGCCUCCACCUCGAGCCAGUCUGUCACUCAGUCUCAGGCUCGGAUAUCCCAGGCCCGGAGCACUCAGCCACCUCCCCACUCCUCUGUCAAGAAAGCCAGUACUGAUCUGCUGGCUGACAUCGGUGGAGACCCCUUUGCUGCUCCCCACACGGCACCAGCUUUUGCUGCAUUCCCUGCCUUUGGGGGCCAGACACCUUCCCACGGGGGCUUUGCCAACUUUGAUGCCUUCAGCAGUGGCCCCAGCUCUUCUGUGUUUGGAAGCCUCCCUCCGGCUGGUCAAGCUCCGUUCCAGGCCCAGCCAACUCCUGCAGGGACUCUGUUCGGUGCCACUCCCCUGGCACCCGCCAGUCAGCCAAACACCCUCGCGGAUGUGGGCAGCUUCCUGGGACCCGGAAUGCCAGCUGCAAGUGUUCCUAGCAGCCUCUUUGGGAUGGCUGGCCAGGUCACCCCGCUCCAGUCUGCCACGACGGGCGGCAGCGGCAGCACAGGGCUGGCCUUUGGAGCCUUCACCAACCCUUUCGCAGCCCCUACCACGCAGCCCCCGCUGGCUUCCACCAACCCGUUCCAGCCCAACGGCUUGACGCCAGGGCCUAGCUUUGGGAUGAGCAGUGGUGGACCUGGCUUCCCCCAGGCGAUGCCACCCACCGGGCCCUUUGCCAGCUCCUUCCCAGCACCGCUGUUCCCCCCACAGACCCCGCUGACUCAGCAGCAGAAUGGAAAGCGGGCUGGUGUCAGCUGUGUUACUGCUUUUGGACCCCCAGGCUCUUCCUUCGGGGGCUUAGGAUCAGCCAAGUUGGGGCAGAGGCCACUGGGCCAGCCAGCUGGGAUGUCCACCAACCCCUUCAUGACUGGACCCUCAUCAAGCCCGUUCGCCUCCAAGCCUCCAACCACCAACCCCUUCUUGUAGCACUGUGUUUUUUAGGGGGCCUCUUCCCUGCCUUCUGGGGUCCCUCUGCUCCCUAGAGCUCUCAUGACCAUUUGCCUGUGGGCGUUUCUGUGGGCCUUGGGGAUAAUGGAGGUGCUAAUGCUUUGCUUGGGGCCUGCAGGUGAAAGGUAGCUGUCCUCAGAUUCCACAAGGCCUCUGCCCCUCCCUUCUCCCACCCCCACCCAAGCAGGAAGCCCAGGAGGAGUGGGGGCAGGGCCUGGCCGGGAGGAGUGAUGGGGGGAUUUUUUUCAAACGAUCAGUUAGAGUAGCCCUCCUCCUCCCCUGCCAUCGCAGCACUGUGCUCCCCUGCUCCCAGUCCUGUGGGCAGAAGAUGUUGUGGACACAGACUGGCCAGCCUUCCCCUGUGGGAAUAGCUCUUCCCUGGGCCCCUGUGCUCCUUGUGGAUGGGAGCUCAGUGGGGAGGGUGGGGGAAAGACGAGACACUAUUGAUGGGGCAGUGACCAGACAGUACUGAGACCCAGAAGGCCUGGGUGGCCCAAGUGCUCUUGGUGGCCCAGCUUGGCCAGCACACCCUUUCCUCCUGUCCCCACCCCCUACUGAAGGGGUCCCCCAUUGUUUUGCUUCCCCAGCGCCCCUCCCUCAUCCUGGGCGUCCGGGAUGAGCAGUUUACCUUCGAACUCACCCAGGCCCGGCAGUCCUGUCAAGCACUUUAGUUAGCCGUUGGUGUCAUGUUUGGAUACCAGUGUUUUAUAUUUAUAUAGAGAGAAGAUUUUCUAAUAUAGCCUAUUAUAUAUAAAUAGAUCUAUCUAUAUGCACAUACAUACAUAUAUAUAUAUACACACCCAGCCGAUCUCCCUCUCCCAGACAGCUCUUGUAUGUGGGAAAUGGGAUGAAUCCCCAUCUGUGCCUCGACCAUCAAAGCCAGAGCUCCAUGGCUGGAGGGGGGCAGCCAUGUGUCUGGGCCCCCACCAGCCCCAGAGCCUGGGUUUUCCAGGGAAAGGCUUUGUGCAAUUGCCUGGUCUUUUUUGUUUUUCUCCACGUGCCUCCCCUGUCCCCAGAUCUCUGCACCAAAGCUCAUUGCAGGUAAUGCUGGAAAAUAACUGCAUUUGAACGAAAGAGAAAACGGCUCUCAUGGUUUUGCUUCGGGCCAGUUUGAGGGGCUGCAGGUCAGUCAACAUGACGGAUCCUUGACCUGGCUCUGCUGGGUUGGACUGCCUGGGCCAGUGAUGUCGCUGCCAUUGACCAGAGACAGGGCAGAGCCAGUCCCUGUCUGGACCAGAGUCCUGCAUUAGCAAUGGGAAGAAGCGUGGCAGGAGAGGGGCCGCCACUGCCGGGGACUGGAGUUUGAUGUGAGUGGGCGUGCCCACUGGGGCCAGGGUGGGCAAAGGAGGUUGGUGCCAGUGUGGAGGUGGAAGUAGACCCCUCCUGGGCCUGGGACAUUCUCUGCCCCGGGCUCUUUCCACCUGAGAAUGUUGUGGCAACAGCCACGGUGCCUGGGCUAUUUGUGUGGUGACAAGACAGAUCUGGUCAGGGGUGGGUGGCAAAUACCUCACCUGACUGGGCAGAGGCCACCUUGCUGUUUGGCCCAAGGCCAGGAGAGGCCCCUCCCUUUCCACCAUUGCCCUGGCCCCGUGGCCGUUCAUUCUUGAGGUUUGGGUCUUCUACGGAGAGAGAGCAGCAAGGAGAUGUGGGAAUUGGGUAAUUGGAGUAUUUACUUUGCAGAUUUUUCGGGAAAUACCUCUAGCUGCUGCUAUUUGCAGGGCCGGCCAUGGCCUCCAUGUCUUUUCUGAGAAUCAGCACCCGGCCUGUCUGUUCCUAUUCUCCUAGCCUCUGCCCUCCUUCGGUCUCCUGGGUGGUCCCCUGGGUCCCCCAGCAUACUUCGCUCUCCGGCCUUUGUGUGUUCCAGCUCUUCUCCUCCUCUGCCACCCUAGGUUAGUAUCUCUGUGUACCUCGACCUCAUCCUCUUACCAGUUCUUUCUGCUUAGAGCAGGAGGGAGGGAAGCUGUAAUCUGUUGUGGUGUGUUAGGAGGAGCCUUUCUGUUCUUUCCCCCCAGCCUCCGUCAAGCUACCCUUAAGCCAGGAACACUGAGCUUUGGAACUGAGGCCGAACCAAAGGGCCUUCCCCUGUUUCCAUCACCCAUGCUGUCUCCCGGCGUCUCCUCGCUGUCUGGGUCCAGUCCCGGAUCCUCCCUGCAGACUCCCUCCCCUCUGUCCCACAAAGAUUCCAGCCUGCUCACUGGCCAGAGCCAGGUGACCAGUCGGAAGUUACACCAGGUUAGCCUGAGGCCCCGGUUUCCCUGGGCACAGGCUGACACUAGGAGCUGCCCUCCUUGGCCGCGGACAGCCCAGCACCUCAGGCUCCAGCCCUCCAAUGAGCUGUCUCUCCUGGAGAGUAGCAAAGAAUGGAGAAGCCCUGGCCUGAUAGGAAAGGUAGAAAUCAUUGCCUGGCAGCUGCAAAUUCAAGCCCAACGUACACACCACAGGGCUGGAGUGACUCGCCUGGGCUCACGCCAGACUUCUAGCCAACUCAGGUACCAUGCUCUGCAGACAGCAGUCCUCUAGCAUGGCCCCAGCAUUCAGCCAGUCACCUGCGGGCCAUCCCUCUGGGUGAGGAAGCAGGAGCCAGCCCCCAGGGGUCUCCACGUUGGAGCUUCCAGGUCAGACCUGCAGGCCAGGGGAUGGAGCAGGGCUGAGGGUAGGGGCUGAAUGUGUGGCUCUGUUCCUGCAUCACCUUCCACAGAGGAGCAAGGGCUCCGACUGGGGAGGGAAAGGCACGCUGGAACAGCCUAGUUUCCCCCAUGAAUCCCCCCAACCCCAUGACAUUCCUCCACAGCAGCAGAGAACACAGUGACCUGUCCCUAACAGGGAUGAAAGGUGGACCCCUCAGGUAGGGAGAGGCAGAGCCGAGGUUCUGCCACUUUCUGUCCCUGGGGAGUCACUCAAGUUACCAGGGCUACCGGCUGAAAUAAAUCUUGUUGGGGUAGGGCUGCAGAGGGCAGCAUGUUGCCAGGGCAACUAAUGUAGGCCAGUUGCGUCAGUCCAGGCUUGUCCUGGUACUCAGUGGGCCCAGUCACCAGGCACUGAUCACCUGGCAUUGAUCAGCACCCACCCCUGAGGCUUACCCGGGCCCUCAGAUCCCUGCCUUUCCUGCCUGUGCACACCCAGCACCCAAGGUUCAGUGACACAGUGGUUUGGAGCUGUUUGCUGUCACAGCAGCUGUGAUUUUACAAGGAAGGGUGCUGCAGGCGGACUUGGUUGAUGGGGAUUGGGAAGGGCAAGCCAUAAAGAGAUCUUCCUUGGGUA